Messenger RNA from Pantherophis guttatus, 1130 nucleotides. RefSeq names its product synaptogyrin 4 (gene SYNGR4). Gene Ontology annotation, cellular component: neuromuscular junction; synaptic vesicle membrane. The record is from RefSeq and is a predicted model, not a curated record. Lineage: Eukaryota; Metazoa; Chordata; Lepidosauria; Squamata; Colubridae.
AGUCUGGCUGAGCAGAUAUUUCAGUACAGAUCCUCUGCUAAAACUAGCCAUUAUUUUUCAGUACUUCUCAGGUAGGAAAAGAAAUCAAAGGAAUGUGUUUAGAGCUGCAUUUACACAUGGAAUUUAAAAUAAUAGAUCAAUUUCUUAUUUGCUAUAGAGAAGUAAAUCUGUGUAUAGCUUCAAUUUACAGCAACCUUCCAAAUUCAGUUUUGUUCUAAUGACAAAAAGACAACAACAGGAUGAGAAAAAUGGCUUCAGUCUUGCGGGACCUUUCGGACCAUGACAUGGUGCACUUCUUCAUACAACCUCAGAUUGCUGCUAGAACACUAGCAGGGGUGUUUUCUCUGGUUAUAUUUGCCUCCUUGGUGACUGAAGGAUAUCAAAACUUGACAACCUCUUCCCAGCUACAUUGUAUUUUUAAUGAUAAUGGGGCAGCCUGCUGCUAUGGCAUCACAGUUGGCGUACUUUCUUUUCUCCAGUGUCUCCUCUUUUUGGGCUGUGAUGUCUAUGAUACUUGCAUUACUAAUCACAAGUUCAAGUAUGCUAUCCUUAUAUUGGAUGUUACUUUCUCUAUGACUUGGACAUGCCUGUGGUUUAUUGGAUUCUGUAUCCUAACCAAUCAGUGGAACCGGUCAACUCACUCCUACCUGCUGGGAACUAGUGCUGCACGGGCUAGUAUUGCCUUUGCCUUCCUUUCUGUUCCAUGCUGGGGAUACCUAGCUUAUCUGGCUGUGAAAAACCUGUGGGCUGAGCCACCUGUGCCGUAUAAGCGGACGCUGGAUGAAGGAUCUGUUGCUCUGACCACCCUUUCUACAUCGACCACCACCUCUCUUCCCAAUAAUAUGGGAUUCCCUGAAAACAUGGGUGCAGCUUCCUACCCAUCCACUCCUGUACCCCAUCGACUAACAUUAAUGAAUACUGAUGACUAAGCAGUUCUUUGUUCCUGUAGUAAAUAAUUUUUACUAAAACAAAAACAAAAAAAACCACCCAAAAAUGUCUGAAGUUGAUUUUACUGAAUCAAAGCAAAAAUAAAGAUGGAUGGACAAGGAAUUUGUAAGUACAAUAUAACGUGGUCAUUGUGCGUAAUAUUAAUACACAAAAGCUUCAUAAAACCUGAAUGUUCAUCCAGA